Messenger RNA from Salvia splendens (bonfire salvia), 420 nucleotides. Its product is annotated as stigma-specific STIG1-like protein 2. The transcript has a single exon. The record is from RefSeq and is a predicted model, not a curated record. Bases 1 to 420 code for a protein of 139 amino acids. Lineage: Eukaryota; Viridiplantae; Streptophyta; Magnoliopsida; Lamiales; Lamiaceae.
AUGAAGGUGAUCAAAGUGACAUUCGCCCUCGUCGCCUUUGCCAUGGCCGUAACCCUAACCCUCACGGCCAAAACACCCGACCCCACGCCUCCCUCUCGGGCCCCGCCCUCCAAACCUGCUGCCACAGCUCGUGUCAGCCGGUUCCUCCAAGCGAAGGAGAAAAACCCUAGAGCCGCAGACCACUGCAAGAAGGACAACGACGCCUGCCAGGAAGGCGGCCGAAACUCCACAUGUUGCAACAACAAGUGCCUUGACUUGCAGUACGACGACAAAAACUGCGGCUCGUGUAAGAAGAAGUGUGCCUUUACGGAGAAGUGCUGCGGAGGAGAGUGCGUGCUACUCGCCUACGACAAGAGACACUGUGGCGCGUGCGACAAGAAGUGCAAGUUAUGUUUGUACGGCACGUGCGAGUAUGCAUAG